Messenger RNA from Spizellomyces punctatus DAOM BR117, 2529 nucleotides. RefSeq names its product serine/threonine protein kinase. The transcript has a single exon. Bases 33 to 1136 code for a protein of 367 amino acids. The record is from RefSeq and is a predicted model, not a curated record. Gene Ontology annotation, molecular function: ATP binding; protein kinase activity. Gene Ontology annotation, biological process: protein phosphorylation. NCBI's taxonomy places the organism in Eukaryota, Fungi, Chytridiomycota, Chytridiomycetes, Spizellomycetales, Spizellomycetaceae.
AUGCGCUUGCCUUCGGCCUAUUGUUAAGCAUUAUGUCUAAGCGACCACGUAGAGCCGAGGAGCGAAAAGAACUGGACCCGACAACGGUCCUGACUGUCGAGAAUGUGGAAAGGGAGGUCAACUACAGGCUUCCUUAUUUCCGGAAAGAUCGAAAGCCACCUGCAAUGGGCAGCGAGGGCGUUGUGGAGUUCGUAACUACAGGCCCUGCUGCCGCAGGCGAAGAGAUCCAGACGGCAGCCCGAAAAUAUAUCAAGCCAGACAUCUCUAAUGCUUCUACGACCGAUCCAAGAGGAGCGCGGGAACCUGUAACAUACGAAUUGGCGGAACUGGAGGUCUUGCAAGCCGUAUCCGAACGACAACACAUGCCUACUUUUCUCGGGGCUGUGGAUGACCAUGAGAAAAUUUACAUGUAUUACCGACCAUGGUGUCCUACCACAAUACGUGAUUGGUUGGAGCGACCGUUCAUCCCCAACAGCUCUGAACUCCCGACAAAGGCGUCAUUGCAAAAAUACGGUCAACAGCUAAUGCUCUGUCUAACAGUUGCUAUUCAUGAGCUCCAUACGCUGAAACCUCCUGUUCUCCACCGGGACAUCAAACCAGAAAACUUCUGCUUGACUGACGAGGGAAGGUUGGUUUGCGUGGAUUUUGGGGUAAGCCGACUUUGCAAAGACACAUCGGUUCGAAGGACAUACGCGGGUACGGUGAAAUACAUGGCGCCGGAAGUUGCGAAUGCCCAGCGUUACUCGCGCCCAGCUGAAGUUUUCUCCCUCGGCGCCGUGUUCUGCGAAAUUUUGUGCUUGAUGUCUGGCGUUCGUCCCGGUGCGGUCCUAGAUCCUUUGCUAAAGAAUGGCAAUUACUCCUCCGAACGAAUCAGAGAAAAGGCAUUGAGGUUUCUGGAAAUGCGGUGUAGAGAUAACGAGAAUUUGAAAGAUCUCUUAGUUAUAAUACGGGAAAUGCUGUCGACCAAUCCGCACGAUCGUCCGGAGGCUUGGAAAGUACACGACAGGCUGAGAUUAAUGCGUACAGACUAUACCUGCUGCCAGGAGGAGUUACCGGACGAAGAGGCUGAAGACAUUCCGAGUCCUCCGUCGGAGGAAGAUGAGGAAGCGUUGGCUAAUUAUAACGAAUUUGAAUGAUGUUACUAUUCGUUGGCUUUGGAUGAAAUUGCUGUAUGUGGGGAGGUUAAUCUGGAUGCGGAUGAUGCGUGACUGUACAGGAAGAUCCACUACAAUAACGUUUGUUCGAGAACAUUAUCGGAGCCCGACUCUGUCAACCCGUCCAUCAUAUUAUACAAGUCAUAUCACCCGAUUCUAUCUCCCCUUCCCGUCCCAAAUCGCCUAUGAAGAGCCUCCCUCAAAACAUCAUUCAUCGUCAACAAGAACCCAGCAGGUGGAACCGUCCGCACCAAAUUCGGUCCAACGCCCCUCCAAAAUGCGGCCAACCCCUCUUCCCUCCCGAUUCUCUUGCAUGCAUCUAGGACUCCUCGGUACUCAUCCGAAUUCUGUAAACGCGAUCGAAGAACCUGGUAGGGGUACGUUGUCACCCCUGAUACAAAACGAGCAGUCGUCGAGGCCAGGACCAGGGAGGUUGGAUGUGGUGGCAAGGAAGCUUUGAGCCGUUCGUAGACUGUAAAUUGGAUGCAGCCUUCUGAGACGCCAAACAGAGCGGGAAGUGUCCCUUUCCAGAGCGUCUUGACUCUAGAUGGGAGGCGGGUCAUUCUUGAUGAUGGAUGAUGUACAAUGGAUCUGAAUGUGUCGAGCAUGGAUGGGUUCUUGCCCGGUGGUGCAGUGACCAUUCGAAGUUUAAGCACUUGAAGCGGAUUAAAUACCAAUGUACAGAGCGCUCCAGAUAUGGCUGCCCCAGCAAGGUUGGCCGCGGGUGGGAUCUCCUCUGGCCGACAUUCAGGGGGAAGAGAGUCGUGUGCCACUUCUUGAACAACUUGUUGGACAGGGACGCCGUCGGUAAUCUCUUUCAAGUGGUGCGAGAUGUGAUGUUGGCCAGAACGAUCAGCGGCCGAUGAUAGGAACUCGGUGUAAAUGACAUGUCGUGCGAAAUCAAAUGCACAAUAAUAACAUGCCCAUCCAAGCGUCGCCUGUAUCAAUGCAGGUGGAAACCCCCUGUACAGCGCACUAAUCGUAACAAGAAAAGAAUCAACCAUUGCGUCCAUUAUGCUUGAACCUCCACUCCUUGACUCUCACCGCAGGCCUUCCUCCUUUCGAAUCCUUCUGAGGGCAUCGAUCAACCCCUUAUAAACUCGCUUCUGGACUUGCAGUCGCAAUUCGACGACUUCAAGUGGAUAAAACGCGAUGAAUGUCGCCAGACCCGAUAGGAAGGUGGAAAUGAUGUUUAUCUGAGUGUGCGAUAGUUUUCUUGCGCUGUUUUUUUACAUUACGUGAAAGAUCUUGUCGUCAAUUUGGCUGUCUUGAUGGAACCAUCGGUACUGGCCUUUUUAGUGAGGGGAUCGUACCUACUUUGGGUUAUCCAUUGCUGUAAUUUAAUAAUGCCGGAACAAAGAACCUGUCCAACCUG